This is a messenger RNA of Penicillium salamii, 1278 nucleotides long. The record is from the annotation of a GenBank genome assembly. NCBI's taxonomy places the organism in Eukaryota, Fungi, Ascomycota, Eurotiomycetes, Eurotiales, Aspergillaceae.
AUGUCUCGCAUGUGGGAGGUCGACCCGGAGACCAGGACAAAGCUCCUACAAAUCUCCAAGACGAACGGAAAUGACAGAUGCUGUGAUUGCGGUGCGCCAUCGCCUCAAUGGGCUUCCCCCAAGUUCGGUACCUUCGUCUGUCUCAACUGCGCGGGCACACACCGAGGUCUAGGGGUGCACAUCUCCUUCAUUCGCUCGAUUACAAUGGACGCCUUCAAACACGCUGAAAUCCAACGCAUGGAGCUGGGAGGAAAUGAGCCAUGGAAGACCUUCUACAACGAACACCCCGUCACCGUCUCGGAAGGCCGUACCUUCGAAGACUCCACGAUUAAAGAACGAUACGAAAGCGACUCCGGGGAGGAAUGGAAGGAGCGCCUGGCGUGCAAGGUGGAAGGCCGCGAGUACGUCCAGGGCCAAGAGAAGAAGAACAACCCCUCACGGUCAAGCACGCCCUUAAGUGUAGGCGGUGCUAAGGCCGGUGCGCGCGCUGGAUCACCAGCUGCGUCCUCUAUCCGCUCAGGCGAUAGCCAGCGCGGUCCUACAAGCAAGAAGGAACAGAAUGAGGCUUAUUUCUCAAAGCUGGGGAAUGAAAAUGCUACGCGCACUGAUGCCCUCCCUCCUUCGCAGGGUGGUAAGUUCACCGGCUUCGGGGGCGGUAUGCCUGCGCCAUCUGCGGAUGAUAAACGUUCUUCUACCUUUGGAGGAUUUGGAGGGUUCGGAGGUUGGGGUGGAGGUGGAGGCGGCGGCGGUGGUCAGCCAUUCGAUGACCUCCAGAAAGAUCCUAUGGGAACCAUUACCAAGGGACUUGGAUGGUUUGCAUCGACGGUUGGCAAAAGCGCUAAGCAAGUCAAUGACUCUUACCUCCAACCAACAGCCAAACAGCUAUCCGAAUCCGACUUUGCGGCCCAAGCGCGUGUCCACGCUGCAUCUCUCGGUCAAAACGUGCAGACAGGAGUUCGCGGCGCUGCAGACCAUUUCAACCGAUUUGUCGAAGGUGAGGAUGGGCGCGUAAAUGGGCAACGCACUCGCGUAGAGCCUGAGCGCCGGGACUUCUGGGAUGAUUUCUCGUCUUUGGGUGAUCAAGAGCAAUCAAGCCACCGCCGGAGUGGAUCUCAACGAUCUCAGCGGUCUGAUGUCGUUGGUACGGCUGCUAUGCGGAAGGGUCCUACGGCCUCUUCGCUGGCUAACUCUAAACCCGCUGGUUCUGGCGCGGAUGCAGACAAGAACACUACAUCUGCUACGGGGAAGGGCAAAGAUGAAUGGGAUGAUAACUGGUAG